Molecule: messenger RNA, 2130 nt
Organism: Endocarpon pusillum Z07020
Lineage: Eukaryota; Fungi; Ascomycota; Eurotiomycetes; Verrucariales; Verrucariaceae
Exons: 2
Coding region: 1-2130 (709 amino acids)
Biological process (GO): regulation of gene expression
Cellular component (GO): nucleus
Molecular function (GO): protein binding
Source: RefSeq, a predicted model, not a curated record
AUGCCUUUCUCUUGGGAUCAGAUGAUCCCUGGGCACCAACAAACCUUCAAAGAGAAAACUAUCGCACUCUACAUUGACGAAAACCGCCGUCUUGAUGGCGCAGGUGGUGUACGAGAGUAUAUGAAAGAGCAUUACAACUUCGACAAAAGUGUCUCUACCUACCGUCGCGAAUUUGUUAAAUGGGGAAUCAAGAAGAACGAUUACCCUGGCACCACAAAUCGAUCCUCCCAAAAUUCAUUCGACUCAGGCUAUGGAACAGGUUCUAAUCGAACUUCCUCUGCGGCCACGUCUCUAUUUGAGAGAGCCUCAUCCUUCCGGAGACAAUCCGAACAAUCACUUCUGAGACUCAGUUUUCCAAAUCUGUUUUCGCAAACUACCCAACCACCCCCACGUCCGCAGUCAUCACAACUUCUUGCUGAUAUUCCGGAAACUGGCGUUACAGGUGGUUCCUCCAAUCAUGAAGAUAGCACCAACCGAUACACAGGAGGCAUUCACACGUCCGACUCCUACAUAGCAGACCGUAUAUCACAUACAAAGGGCCUCACCCACCCCUCUUUACAAGAACACCUCAAUUACCCACACUAUCAACCCCCCCAUGCCCCUCCUUCACAUUGUAGCCGAGCAGGAACGAGUUCCGAGUUUUCGGAUUUGGGUCUCGAGACAUGCCAACAAUGUGGCGCUACGAAAUUACAUCACCUUGCCUCCAUCAGCCGUCGGACAGAUGUUGUUCUCUUCAAAGAGGUCGUCAGGUCCAACCUUGAUUCCAUAAACGAGACAGACAAUGAAGGCAAUCUAUGUGUGCAUUUCGCUGCUGGAGCAGGUGCAAGUUUGGAUCAAUUGGCCAUCCUGAAGGCUGCCAAUGCCGACGUAAAUCGUCCAAAUUAUUGUGGCCAAACUAUACUCCAUCUGUUGGAUCCUCAACUUUACGAUUGCUCGAUACAUGCCUUCGUCACUUUUGCUCUGCAAUAUGGUUUGAGCUUUUCACAACGUGACAAUGACGGGAAAACGCCCCUUCACCACAUCUUCAGCCGCCUCGUAACUUUGGCAAAUGUUUAUGAUCUAUUGCCCCUCAUAGAUUCUGCUGGCCGAUCGAUGACACUUUUAGAUCGGAACGGCAACACUCCAUUAGACAUCCUGGGACGGAAUUGGGAGAAAGUCAAUCAAGGGGUACACCUUGCAGAACUGGAGGCCAAGCUUAUUUCUUACAACAUCCCACCGGCCUUUCGACAAUCACCAAAUAGUGGCACCAGAUCUCCGGCGGUGCUGCCCAGUAUGAGCAAGCUUUCUAUCACUAGCCAUGAUGAGGAUACUACGGAUGUCCUUAACAUCAUCAAGCGAUCCAGACAUGAGCCAUUUUGUCAGAAUAAUUCAAACCAGAACGUUCUUCAUGCUUUAGCAGCAUUCUCGUUCCAUGCAAACCACCAGAUAAGUUGCUACAUGACACCAUGUAGACUUUGGGAAUGCUUGCAACAUCGGCUCGAAAACAUUACGAAUGUUGGCGUGGACGUCAAUCAGUACAGUUCCGACGGUUUCACACCCUUGCAUAGUUUCCUUACCGCCACAUUCGAUAUCAGUCUAGAUAUUCCAUGGCUUGUACCUGAGUGCGUCGAACUGUUGCUUCAACAUGGGGCUGAUCCUAGACUUCGUGACCGGGAUGGCAAUACGGCCUUACAUCUCGCCUGUAGCCGUGGUCGCUUCGAAUGUGCCGGAAAGAUCAUCUCGCAUCUGUCGAAUCACUAUCCAAAACAACAACACAAUCAAUGCCUCGUUGCCAUAAACGACAAUGGCAAGACCGUUGUAGAGCAUACCGAAGCCUCCAUGAACAGCGAGACCAUGGAAGCCAAUCAGCGUCGCAGGAAUUGCAUUGGGCUUGUCCGUGCAUUUCUGGGUGAACCAAUUGUUUCUUACAUGCCUGCUGCAUAUUCGUCUAUGGCGACUUUCUCGUCUACAUUAGGUUCACCAGCAACGAUAUGGUCGGCUCAGCUGCCUAACCAUCGUCGUAAGCGUUCAGACUCACCGGCUCGACCAACCUCGGGACAUCGAAGAAUAUUGGGCUGGCCUUCCAGAACAUCAUCUUCCUUGGAAGAACCCCAGCCUGAAAUGAGAUCUGCUUUCGAUUUCGAGGACUAA